Penicillium olsonii is the source of this 1419-nucleotide messenger RNA. The record is from the annotation of a GenBank genome assembly. NCBI's taxonomy places the organism in Eukaryota, Fungi, Ascomycota, Eurotiomycetes, Eurotiales, Aspergillaceae.
AUGUCCAGACAGAGUGUUGACAAAGAGCUGCCCAGCAGCUCCUUCGUGGAGAAAGCUGUCUCAGGCGUGGACGCAGAUACCUUGGACGUCGGGCAACGAAUUCAAAGUCUUGCCGACUCAUGCCCACCCUUUUAUCACAACCGGAAUCUGCGCAUUCUGUAUCUCUUGAUGAUUCCAGGAUGCAUGAUUCCAGCAAUAACUCUCGGCUUUGACGGUGCUAUGAUGAACGGUUUGCAGGCAGUGCCAAGUUGGGACGAAUAUUUUGACAAGCCACGAGGGAGCCUUUUGGGUAUCAUGUCUGCCAUUCUGCCACUUGGCUGUGUUCUUACCACACCUUUCAUCUCGAUCGUUGGCGAUUGCUGGGGCCAAAGAACCGGUAUCUUCGUUGGCUCUGUCAUCAUGGCAGUUGGAGGAAUCAUACAGGGGACCUCAGUUCACAUUGCCAUGUUCAUGAUCUCCCGCUUCAUAAUCGGCAUCGGUAUCGUCUUUGCCAACACCUUCGCCCCGAUGCUCAUCGGUGAGCUAGCUCAUCCCAGGGAGCGCCAGGUUGUCACUUCGCUGUACCAAACCUCUUGGUAUAUUGGUGCCAUCAUCGCCGCCUGGACCACUUUGGGGACAUUCAGCAUACCCAACAAUUGGUCUUGGCGAAUCCCCUCUCUACUCCAAGCCGCCCCUGCUUUCUGUCAGAUAAUCGGGGUAUACUGCCUACCCGACUCCCCCCGUUGGCUGAUCGCCAAGGGUCGGACCGAGGAAGCAAAAGCUGUACUGAUCAAGUACCAUGCCAAUGGUGAUGCGGGAAGUGAGUACUACCUUGUCCGAGUCCUAGAGACCGUGGGGAUCACGGAGACUCGACAAAAGAAUACUAUCAAUGGCUGCCUGAUGAUCUUCAACUGGAUCACAUCUGUCAUCUCAGCCCUCCUUACUUCCCGCCUCAAGCGCCGCACCCAGUUUCUCAUUUCUGGCGCUGGUAUGCUGACUGUCUUCGCUGUCCAGACUCUCUGUGCCGCUCUGUUCAUUAAUUACGGUAAUGUGACAGCUGGACAUGUCGUAAUCGCCAUGCUCUUCUUGUUCUACUUUUUCUUCAACCUGGCCUUCAACGCACUUCUGUAUUCGUACCCCGUCGAAGUCCUUCCAUAUCCUAUCCGUGCGAAGGGAUUCUCUCUCCUCAUGUUCUUUGGAAAAGCCAGCAACUUUAUCAACAUCUUGGUCAACCCAAUUGGGUUGCAGGCCAUUGGCUGGAAGUUAUAUCUGGUCUACGUGGCCUGGCUGUGCAUCGAGGUUGUCAUUAUCUGGAAAUUCUUUGUUGAGACGAAGGGUCCUUCUCUUGAAGCCAUUGCUGUCCUCUUCGAUGGGGAGCCCGACAAGUCUGCGAGCAGAGAGAAAGAGUUGACGAAAAGAGAGAAAGGCGAGGACGAUUGA